Messenger RNA from Heterotrigona itama, 2187 nucleotides. The record is from the annotation of a GenBank genome assembly. Lineage: Eukaryota; Metazoa; Arthropoda; Insecta; Hymenoptera; Apidae.
AUGGUUGCAAUGGACGCGUCGCAAUUAGUGUUGCGUAUUUUUAAACACGAGUGCAUAGAUUAAUAGCGUUACGUAUUUACUUUCGGGAGUUUUAAAUAUGACGAAGCACUCAUCGCGUUUGAUUCUGUAAAUUUUGCAUUUCACAAUUAUUGCUAGUGCAAUUAGUGUCGCGAAACAAGAUACGGUUUGUUGCUCGAGUUCGUAAUGUAAAUAAUUAUGCAGUAACUCUUCUAGUUGUUGAGUAGAAAAUGCUUGUUUUUUCAGUGGCCUUUCUGGCUACUGUGUCGCGAUUUCUUUUUUGAUAGUCUUUCUGGCUACUGUUUUAGAUUUUUUUUGAUGGUAGCCCUUCUGGUUACUGUGUUAGGUUUUCUUUUUCAGCAUCCUUUACUACUGUAUUUGUUAUUGAAAAUACUGCUAAAAAAUAUAUAUGUAUAUAUAUUUUUAUUACCUUUGUUACGGGUUUUAGAAUGCAGAAUUUUAUUAUAAAUUUUACAUGUAAGUGAUUUCACGUGCCAUAUAUAUAAAAUAAAGUGAGAAAAAUAUUGCAAUAAAAUAUUACAAUGAAAAUUUAAAACUCCUUUUAUAAAAUAAUUAAAUCAAUAGUACUUUGUAGAGUAUCAGUUUAUUUCGAAAUAUGAAUUAAUGUCCAAUUUAUUGUUAUUAGACUCAAUAAUAGUGAUUGUUCGUUAUCAGAGUUAUUUUCUCGAUCUUUCUAUUCUAAAUGUUUCAACAAUAAAAUUUUCAACAAUAAAAUAGUAUUUUAUAAAUAAUCGAGUUUGGUAUGCAUAAAUCUAAAUUUAUUCGCAAUCGCCGUUUAUUUAUAACAAAGAUCUUGCAAUUCAAACGUAUUUUACGCAGUUCUUCUUUCCAUUCUUCGUAUUACGAGUAAACGUUAUAUAACUAGUAUAAACAAAAGUUGAAAUACAAAUUAUAUGAUUUUAAUCGAGUUUCAUCUUUGUAUCAAAGAUAAUUUUUCAAUUUUUGACUUACUCAGUCCAGUUUAAGUUAUUAAAUAUAUAUAAUUAUGGAGUGUAAAGUGUAAUUAUGUUAUCUUGAUAACAACCUAAUUUUCUUUUGUAUGUAUUUGUCGAAUAAAAAAAUAACUUAAUUCAAUUAAUAAAAUAUAAUUAUGAAGUGUAAAGUAUAAUUAUGUUAUCUUGAUAAUAACCUAAUUUUUUUUUUGUAUGUAUAAUAUUUUUUCAAUUACAGGUCUUUUUUAUUCUGUUUUCUUAUUUAAAUUGUAACAUUAAUAGUACAUAAGUUUGUUUCAGACAUAUUAAUUACAGAGAGCAUUAGUUACAGAAAAUAUACAGACAUAUGGACACUAAGAUUUAAAAAGAUAGAAUACGAGUUAAAAAAAGGGGAAAAGAGGAAAAAAUUAUUACGACAGAAUGAUGUUUCAUUCAAGUGGAAGUAAUAGUUAUAUUUUACAGACUUUACUAAUCUUUUACAGUUUCUUAGGUUUGUUUUAGGUACAGAUUACGCAAUCAACAGAAGAAGAUUUUAUGUAACAACAUCAGGAAGAAAACUACAUUUUUUUUUUUGGAAUGAAUAAAAUCACUCACUUUUUUGUAAAGAUGCUAGAUCAUGUUAGGCUAAAUUAGGCUACAGAUAGUUUUAAAUUAGUUGUUAUAUUGUAGUGUACUGUGUUGUGUUGUGUUGUAUUUUAAGUGUUGUAUUUUAAGUUGGUUAUUAGAUUUAUGCUCAAGUAUGGGUGCUUAUAAGUAUGUAAGAUGCGUUAGUAUCUGAGUGCAUGCAUGGUGAAGGUUAGUUAAUAUUAAUUUAAGUGGGAUAAGUAAAAUUCUACAUGAGACUCACAUUUAAACUUUUUAAUUACUGUUACAUAGUCGAAGCUGCGUCUCAUAUAGAAUUAUGUAAUUAGUUUAAGCUUUAAUAUAAUUUCUAUUUUCAUAGAAAUUUAGUUUCCGCGUCGGUUUUCCUUACAGUUCUUUUUAUUGUCCAGUUUGCACAACGAUCAAUUGAACGUUUUGCAAAUGUACGAUAGAAGAACUAUUUGUUCAUGAAUUCAUGUUUCAAAUUAAUAAAUUUUUGUUCGCAAAAGGAGGGUGGAUGGGACGCGGAUAGGGUGGGUCUCCACUCGCAGCACCUCCACGUGGUGAGACCUGGGUAAUCGGUAUUAUUUGACGUAUAAUUACUAAUUGCAUUAUUAUAUAGCUAAACAAUUAA